Molecule: messenger RNA, 2159 nt
Organism: Jaculus jaculus (lesser Egyptian jerboa)
Lineage: Eukaryota; Metazoa; Chordata; Mammalia; Rodentia; Dipodidae
Gene: Tada2a
Product: transcriptional adaptor 2A
Exons: 16
Coding region: 146-1477 (443 amino acids)
Biological process (GO): regulation of transcription by RNA polymerase II; chromatin remodeling
Cellular component (GO): nucleus; SAGA-type complex
Molecular function (GO): transcription coactivator activity; chromatin binding; protein binding
Source: RefSeq, a predicted model, not a curated record
CCCGGGGCAGCGCGCGCGCGCGCGGCUGCAGGAGGGCGACGUGGCGAGGGGUCAUCAGUCUUCAGUGUACUUCUUGGCUAGUUCUGAAAUCUUGAAGAAGCUCUGCCCUGAGGAAGAUCAAACAACAAUCUUUGCUAACUGGGGAAUGGACCGUUUAGGCUCCUUUAGCAAUGACCCCUCUGAUAAGCCACCUUGCAGAGGCUGCUCCUCCUACCUCAUGGAACCUUAUAUUAAGUGUGCAGAAUGUGGGCCGCCACCUUUUUUCCUCUGUUUGCAGUGUUUCACUCGAGGAUUUGAGUACAAGAAACAUCAAAGUGAUCAUACAUAUGAAAUAAUGACCUCAGACUUUCCUGUUCUUGAUCCCAGCUGGACUGCUCAAGAAGAAAUGGCCCUUUUAGAAGCUGUAAUGGAUUGUGGCUUUGGAAAUUGGCAAGACGUAGCUAACCAGAUGUGCACCAAGACCAAGGAGGAGUGCGAGAAGCAUUAUAUGAAGCAUUUCAUCAAUAACCCCCUGUUUGCAUCUACCCUGCUAAACCUGAAACAAGCAGAGGAGGCAAAAACUGCUGACACAGCCAUUCCAUUUCACUCUACAGAUGACCCUCCACGACCUACCUUUGACUCUCUACUGUCUCGGGACAUGGCAGGGUACAUGCCAGCUCGAGCAGAUUUCAUUGAGGAAUUUGACAAUUAUGCGGAAUGGGACUUACGAGACAUUGAUUUUGUUGAAGAUGACUCGGACAUUUUACAUGCUCUGAAGAUGGCUGUGGUAGAUAUCUAUCACUCAAGGUUAAAGGAGAGACAACGACGGAAAAAAAUUAUAAGAGACCAUGGAUUAAUCAACCUUAGAAAGUUUCAGUUAAUGGAACGGAGGUAUCCCAAGGAAGUUCAAGACCUUUAUGAAACAAUGCGGCGAUUUGCCAGGAUUGUGGGACCGGUGGAACAUGAUAAGUUCAUUGAAAGCCAUGCAUUGGAAUUUGAACUCCGAAGGGAAAUCAAGAGGCUCCAGGAAUAUAGAACAGCAGGCAUUACCAAUUUUUGUAGUGCCAGGACAUACGACCACCUCAAGAAGACACGAGAGGAAGAGCGCCUUAAACGCACCAUGCUCUCUGAAGUUCUCCAGUACAUUCAGGACAGCAGUGCGUGUCAGCAGUGGCUCCGCCGGCAAGCUGACAUUGAUUCUGGGCUGAAUCCUUCUGUCCUGAUGGCUUCAAACUCAGGAAGACGGAGUGCACCACCCUUGAACCUCACUGGCCUCCCUGGUACAGAGAAGCUGAAUGAAAAGGAAAAGGAGCUCUGUCAGAUGGUGAGGUUGGUCCCUGGAGCCUAUUUAGAAUACAAAUCUGCUCUGUUGAACGAAUGUAACAAGCAAGGAGGCCUGAGACUGGCACAGGCAAGAGCACUCAUCAAGAUAGACGUGAACAAAACCCGGAGAAUCUAUGACUUCCUCAUCCGAGAAGGGUGCAUCACCAAAGCCUGAGCCUGUGGGCUUGUGACACAAGUCAAAAUUUCAGAAUGUGGUGCGUCAAAGGACAGUAUAAGUGUCUGGAGAGUUUUGUUUUUUAGUUGAAUUCUUGUGAAAACAGGAAAGGACACAAGAAACCUUAGGCUGUGUUCAUGUCUCCAUCUUCUCUGCCCUGCUUUUUUAAAUCUCUCCUGUUACUGGUAUUGUGCUACAGAGCUGUGUGCUCGAUAAGCUAUUAUUAAAUGUGAGUGGGCAUUCAUUCCUAACACCUCUUGUAACUAAAACGAGAACCAUAGUACCUCACAUCACAGUUUUGGUAGAAAUAAAACCAAACCAAACCACAGUGUUUUUUCCCAGGAGUCCGGCUCAUAUCUUUGUGCUUGAGAGCUAAGUUUGCUGACUCUGUUUCCUUCAGAUACUGCAGAUAGACUUGAAAUGAAGAGAAAGGUUUUGCAGCAUGAGAGCUUUCUCUUCUAUGGAUUUUUUUUUUAAAGCUGACAAAUUAUGUUUAGGAGCAAAGAGGUGGAAAAAUCUCCCUAUGAUGAUCUUGACCCAAGCUACAUUUUUAACUUUACUGUCUGGUUUUAUAUAUUGCAGUCUGGCUGUCUGAUCUGCAGUAGACUUGAGGAGGUGGCACUGGAUAUGAAAUGUCUUUGUUAUUUUUAGAAUUAAUGGAUUAAAGUGUUUUGCUGUUUAA